Archocentrus centrarchus (flier cichlid) is the source of this 5313-nucleotide messenger RNA. RefSeq names its product GRB2 associated, regulator of MAPK1 (gene garem1). NCBI's taxonomy places the organism in Eukaryota, Metazoa, Chordata, Actinopteri, Cichliformes, Cichlidae. The coding region runs from base 140 to 2731 and encodes 863 amino acids. The transcript has 6 exons. The record is from RefSeq and is a predicted model, not a curated record. Gene Ontology annotation, biological process: epidermal growth factor receptor signaling pathway; cellular response to epidermal growth factor stimulus. Gene Ontology annotation, molecular function: proline-rich region binding.
AUGAAUAAGAAACACGCCAUGCAUGAUAUGACACCGUGGACGGAGAGUUGAUGUAUUAUUUAGUGUGUUAGCUUAGUGUAGCCUUUUGUGACCGUGUUUACACAUAGCUAGCUCCAGUUAGCUAAUGUAAAUUAGCAAAAUGGACCUUGGAACAAUGUUGUACAACAAUUUGAAAGAUGUUACAUGGAGUACGACGUCCUUACCAUUAGAUCAACUCGUCAGUGCUUAUAAGUUGCCUCAAAUUGUCAAGCUGGACAACGGUCAGUUGGUUGAAGGGCUCAGAGACAAUGACUACCUCUUGAUUCAUUCCUGCCGUCAGUGGACAACUAUUACUGCUCACAGUCUGGAGGAGGGACACUAUGUCAUUGGGCCCAAAAUAGAGAUCCCAGUUCACUAUGAAGGUCAGUUCAAGUUGCUGGAGCAGGACAGAGAUGUCAAAGAGCCUGUGCAGUACUUCAACAGCGUGGAAGAGGUGGCCAAAGCAUUUCCUGAAAGGGUAUAUGUCAUGGAGGAAAUCACAUUCAAUGUUAAGAUGGCUUCAGGGGAAUGCAAUGAAGACACAGAAGUUUACAACAUUACGCUAAACACUGGUGAUGAACUGACAUUAAUGGGCCAAGCUGAGAUCCUCUAUGCCAAAAGCUCCAAAGAAAAAUCGAGAUUCAACACCAUUUUUAAGAAGAUUGGGAAGCUGAACUCCAUCAGUAAGAUCGGUCGAGGCAAGAUGCCUUGCUUGAUUUGCAUGAACCAUCGCACCAAUGAGAGCAUCAGCCUGCCAUUCCAGUGUAAAGGCAGGUUCAGCACCUGCAGUCCACUAGAGCUUCAGAUGCAAGACGGCGAGCACAACAUCAGGAACAUCGUGGAGAAAACCCGUCUCCCAGUUAAUGUGACAGUACCCAGUACCCCACCGCGCAACCAGUAUGACCUCCACCUCAUUAGGGAGGGUCAUCGCUACAAAUUGGUCAACAUUCAGACAAAAACAGUGGUUGUGUGCUGCAUUCUGCGAAGCAACAAAAUUAUCCCCAUCCAUUUUCCUUUUCAUAUGGCCAUGCCAAGAUUUAUUGUUCCAGAGGAACUGCUGCAAGGAGAGUUGUGGUUAGAUACUAUGGUGCAUCGCUGGUUUGCGUUCUGCCAGGAGCAGUUUGACAUUGAUGACUAUUCUCGUGCUGUCCGGGAUGUACGAACAGACUGGAAUGAAGAUGGCAAAAGCCCCAAAAAAAGCAGUGGAAAUGGUAAUUGUAGCAGCGUGGGAAGCGGGACCUCAAGCGGGUGUCCCAAUCAUAUGCAAAUUCCCAGCUCUUUGACUUACGCCCGAGAUGAACUCACCCAGUCCUUCCACCGACUGUCUGUGUGUGUGUAUGGCAGCAACCUGCACGGUAACAGUGAGGUCAACUUGCAGGGCUGUAUGACACUAUGUGGAGAUUGGGCUCUUCUGCCUUCUGAUACUCAUCCGUCAGAAGAGAAUGAACACUUUUUCCCAGAGUUGCUGGACUGCACAAACCAACAACCAACGCUCAACAAGCUGGACGUUCCCUAUGAGGAGCUGUGGUUGGAUCACUUGAGAAGUCAGAUCCCAAAACCCUCUCAAAGUGAAGGAAUACGAGGCAUCAGCAGUGACUGUGCUACAACAGCUGCACUGACAUACCCAGUCACUUGUCCUCUGGGUGCAAUAACCAGCUCUGAUGUGCCUCUUACUCCUCCACCUGUCCCACCCAAGUCUGAAGCUGUGAAGGAAGAAUGUCGUCUUUUGAAUGCACCACCGAUCCCACCACGAGGUCUGAAACAGAUGCCAUCAGUGCCUGUCCUGUUGAAGCCACGACAGCAAGACACUCGGUCUCCAAGUCCAACCCUCUCCUAUUAUUCUUCUGGUCUCCACAACAUUAGUGGAACAAGUGAACAAGAGGGAGCUGACCCACAAGAACAAAGCCACGUAUGCUACCCUUGCAGCUGGACUAAUUCCAGCAGCACUGAACCGAAGGCUACUUCACCAAGUGGUAGCUUGCUGUCAGACGGGGUUUCCUCACGGUUGUCUUGGCCAAACAAUUUCAGUGGAGGAGAAUCGCGAUGCAUGGAGGAGUUUCUGCCUACAAGCUGUCGAAGUUACUACAGUUACCCCAGAAAGAGAACCCCAAGCACCCCAAAAACCUGUACAACCAGCCUUCUUGACUUUGAUGGCAGAGAGUAUGCACACCGCAGUAAGGACUUUGACUCGCCGAAAGCAUCUCUGAAUCCGUUCUGCAACAAAUCUUCGAGCUGCAGUUCAGAAAUGUACAGUGACAAGCUAAUACACGCAUCUAACGCCCAGCAGAGCCUCUCCUGCCCAAUCUUACCACCAAGAACACCAAAAUCUAAUGCCAUAAAGAAGUGCACAGAUGUACUGUCAGAGUCAGUCUGCGACAGUAAGCCAGAAACUUUGAAUUCCUCACACGAGCAGGGCACAAAAGAGAUAUAUUCCAUCUCAAACUCUCUAACACUGAACUGUCCAUCCUUUUCGCACACUACACAGUGGCAGCCACCAUCCAGCUUGGCUGGCCUUUCUAUUGAAGAGGUCUCCAAGUGUCUGAAGUUUAUCGGCCUGCCAGAUGACAUUGUUUCUCUUUUUGUGUCGGAGAAGAUCGAUGGGAAUCUUCUCCUGCAGCUCACUGAGGAGAUUUUGUCUGAGGACUUCAAGCUAAGCAAACUGCAGGUGAAAAAACUCAUGCAGUUCAUAAAUGGGUGGAGACCCAAGAUAUAACAGUAUGUAACACUAAAUCCUGUAAAGCUGAGAAUGUCAUGCCUUCAGUAUGUACGCUAUGCACAUCAAGCCACAAAUAGUUUCUUUUUGUAUAAUAUGGACCUAUUUCUUUGUUACUACGUGGUGGGGAAGACAAGUGGGUAAUAUUUCCCAGCCCACUAAAAGUCUGUAACUGCUAUUUGCUAACUGAAUGGGAUCAUUUGGCACUUUCACUCUUUUUCUCCCUCAGCCCACUGGUGUUCAUGUCAUUGCACAAAUACUAAUUUAAGCCAAUGAAUUGAAAGACAUCAGCAUUAUCAUUUUAAUUGGGAAGCUACUUGAAGACAACGCUGUCUUUUCUUAAAGAAGAGUCUCACAAUUCUGCUGCGAUUAGCUGGAUGUUUAAAAGAGCACAAAUUAGAAAAUAUUUGAUCCACGGAUGCUUUUAAGAAAAAAGGAAAAAAAAAAAUGUAAAAUUGGCUGCAUUUAGUAAAUAUAAUAUAUAAGUUGUUUUUGCAUAGUUUAUGCAUUCACUGCUCUUUUGAGGUCAGCGAAGUGUUAAAGAAAGCUACUAAGCUAAAGACCCAGCCCACUGCCAACAAGUAUUAGGAGAUAAUUGUUCUAUGUGAAAAAAAACUAGCUCCAAGUUGUACACUUGGAGUUUUUCAUUUUUAAAUGGCUACAAAAAGUAAAUGAAAAUCAUGUCCUUAACCAUGCGGUGUCACACUGAUGUACAGUUUCUCCAAAAUGGAAUAUAAAAGCGACACAUGGGAUCUGAAUGUGAUUUGAUUUUCCAUGUCUAAAUGGAAUGUAACGAAUUCAAAAGGAAAAAUCAGCUUUUGGAGAAGUGUGCAUCAAUUUGGUGUCAGGUGAAAGGAUGCUGGUUUACUGUCUAACUCUGGAAGAUUAAUUAUUACAUGCAGUCAAUCCAGCAGGGUUUUGUUUGUCAUUAGAAAUUGCUUCCCCUUAAUAUAACUGCUGACAACAGUUAGCCAGCUCAAGCGAUUGUAAUGUGCAGUAAGGUUUAGCAGUGACAUUUCUUAUGCAAGAGCUCUUCUUUUGUACUUUUUUUGUGUACUAUUUUUGAACUCUACUUACUGUAACCUUAAAUGUCUCAGCUAAAUAUAACUUUGGGCUAUUUGUAUCUGAAAAAGAAUUACUCAUGACCUAACCAAAUUAUGUCCUUACUUUAAAACUAACAUGGAAGAUAACCAAAAGAUCUUAACACCCAGUAUGAAUUACAAAUUAAAUGCAUCAUGCACUUUGGUAGAUUUCAUAUUAAAUGAUUGCAGUUAAGGUCGUUAAAUAUAAAUGAUAAGAGUGUUUAUGUAGGGAGUGAAUGCACUACAUUUUUCUGAAUUGCAAGGGUACUCAUUUGUCUUCACUGUAUGUAUUGGUAAUUGUUACCUACAAUACUUGCAAGAAACAAGUAAUAGUUUUUUUCUGCGCCUUAACCCGGAGACCUUAAACUAUUUGAUAUUUCGCUUUGGCUUAACAUUUUCUUUUUGUCAGAGAAUAUACACUAACAACUGGUAUCUGUCCAGACCCCAGAGGCAUGUAAGCUAAACUUGAAAAUGAUCUAUUAUAAUGAAAUAUUUGUGUGUAUUAGUAACACAAUUUUUUUUAUACCCUUGAUUCAGAAUUGAGUAAUUUAUGCAGUAAUUUAACAUAAUGCAGAAUAUGCAGAAGAGUUAUUCUCAGACCAUUCUUGUGGCUGAUAGAUGAAGGUGCCUCAGCAGUAACAGCCUUUCUACAACUCGGGUCUGGUCUGUCGGCCAACAGCUGUUUUGUUUUUCGUCCACCCAACAGUUUUUAUAGUGGGGUGUCACAUAUUUGACUUGAUAUUUUUUUAUUUUGUAUGUAAGUGCAAAUUGAAUAUAAUUUUUUAGAUAAAAUGAUUACUAAUGUUGAGAUUAUUUUUAUUGAGAAAAAGCUUAUGUUCAAAUUUCAGUUUUCUUUUGGGGUUUUCUUUUUUGUUUUUUAUAGUUCUGUAAAAUGUGGGUUCUACUUGGGUUUAUAAAUUCAUGCAUUAAAAUAACACUUGGUCACAGUGGGAAAAAAUACCUACAAAUCUCUUUCACACUACAUGGACAGUGACCAAAAGAUAAUGUCUCAGUAUCACUGUUGUUAUGGAAAAUUACUUAUGUCCCCAGAAACUCUUGUUAUAUAGUAUAAACAUCUCAUGCAAUAGCCAUGGCAUUCCAAAGAGACCUGUAAAGGAACUAGGAAGCAGUGGAGGAUUAUGCGUAUUGAAAAUCCCACAGUGUUCAUUUCUGAAAAUUGCAUGCCAAAGAAAUUAUUCCAAGCCAGUAAUUUAAAUUGAAUAAUUCUGAGAUAUGAACUGUGAGCACACUACAACAACCAGCCCUGUCCCACUAAUCCACCAUUGUGAUGCAGUCAGUACCAAAGCGUAUUAUGUGUUGGUAACAUUUAAUGUUCUGGAUCACUGGCUGGAUGAAAUGUUGCCAUUUUUAGUGCAAGAAGAAGGUAAAAGACUGUGACACUGGGUUUGACAGCAUUACUUAAAUGUUGAGUUAUGAAUAUUUGUCUUUCAUUUUGAACUGUUUCCCCUUUUGCAUUGUAUCGUCUAUUAAACAUGGAUU